AUGUGGAAUCAAGUAUUGCGGCGCAUUGUGCACGCGGAGGAGCGACAGCAGGAGGACCGUCGUCGACAGCAACUAGCACACGCAGCUUCCGCUGCGUCUUCUGCAUCGACCAGUGCUAGUUUAAGCUCUCACCUUUCCGUAGAAGCUUCACAAUCUUUACUAGAAGACGAGAAGUCUCAGACUGGAGGACGUUUUGUCGCUUCUAGUGAAAAAAACAAAGUGCUGGAGCCUACAAAGGCCGUAGAAAAAGAUGGAGAUGACAAGGAAGGUGCUGAUUAUCUGCAGAAACAUUUGCUGUCGCGUCCGACGUCGUCGUGGAGCUGCCUUGAGGACACUCAGCAGGCCAAUUGCUUGGCGUUGAACACGUCAUACACGCUCAUGGCGGUGGGUGAACGUGAUGGACGUGUGACGAUAUGGGACAACACGACCAUUCGUGUAAUUACACGGGAAUUGGAUCCGACGCUUAUUGCACUUCCGACGGUAGAAUCGAUUAAAGAUGCCGACAAAUUGAAUGGACAGGAGAAAGAGACGGUCAAGACAAAGAGUGGAGAAAAGAAAAAGAACGAGACAAGCUUAGGAAAUGAUGAGCGGGUAGUGAAGAAGGAUGACACGUCGGUGGAAGAUGAAGGAGAAGAAAGGACGGACGAUGUAGUGUCAGUCGAGGAAGACGUGGCGACGGAGGAAGAGGAAAAAGUCGACGCAGAUGAGGACAAGACUCUAGAGACGACGAUAGAGGAUGAAGGAGAUACGGUAGAAGGAGGAGCUGUAUUGACGCUGGCAGAUCUUCGAGUAGUGAGGACGGCACUAAAGGUGGUGUCUCAGUGUUGUUGGUCCUGCGAUUCUCGGUGGCUUUUUGCUGGAUGUGAGGAGAAAUCGACACGACGAGCGAGGUUGUGUGUCUGGAACGUGGAAGCAGCGACGCUUGUUUCAGCGUUUAAAUUUGAUGGUACAAUCACCUCGUUAAGUGCCCACCCUCUUGACCCGAAGAUGGUACUCGUGAGUUAUUGGAACUCGCGCCCAGUGCUGCUGAAUAUCGUCUCCGGUGAACGUACAGUACUGGAAAGUGUGCCACUGGAAAAUGCAGAGAUUACCCAGUCAACGCCUCAAAGCAACUCACGGCACCCUGUGCUUGCUUCUUGCGCGCGAUACGGACAUUCAGGGAAGCGCAUCUACUGUGCUACGUCGAAAUCGACACUUGCCGUGUUGGACGCUGUUACUUUGCAGUGUCUUGACAGUUUUAAGCUGAAUGUAACCAUCCAGUUCGUGGACGUUUGUGUGAACUUGCGUGAGACGGCAGUGCUACUUACAAGCUCGAAAGGUAUUCACGAGUUUGUCAUGAACCCUGCCGUGAAACCAGCCACUUCGAAGAAUGUUCAAGACGUUAAGUCUAUUAUGGCAGCGGAGGAGCACCCACUUGGACUGCGCGAGGUGGCACUGCAUUCAACUGGUGCAGUGCGCGCACCUUGGGCAGUUUGCUGCUUUAGUGGCGGUGAGGAGUUUGUGGUUGGUACACCUGUAGUGCGUCAUCGGCACGUAGGUGAGAACGGCUUGUUUACGUGGCAUCGAGCCUCCACUCUUGGCAAGACAACGGGUCAACACAACGUUGGGGUAAAAGAUGGUGUAUUGACGCUGACUUGGGAUCGAUUGAGACAGAGUGUGAUUGCUGUCUCUACCAGCGGAGCUCUGCACGUGCUUGAGGAGAAAUUUACGACAACGUGGCCAGGAGCGAUGUAUCCUGCAGGUUUCCGUCUUAUCACCGACAAUGAACUGCACUUAGACGUGCUCGAUCGUGACGUCGAAGAGCGAAAAAUUGAGAAGGAGAAACUCACUGAAGCGGCAAAGCAUACUCCAGUUGAUGUGUUCACUGUAAUGAACUUGCGUUCGGAGUUUCAAGGUGAAUGCGAUUUUGCUGGUGCAUUUCUUUCCGAGAGCUCGUUUGAUAAACUGUGCUACAUUCCAGCCAUUCCUAUUGCUCAUUACCAUCGCCGACAUCUACACCAACAUCAUGAAGGAGCCUUUGACGAAGAUAGGCAUUUUGGUCUCGGGCAGAGCGUUUUUGAGCCGCUCAAGGAUGCAAUGGACAAGCAAAAGAAGGGGAACGCUCGAAAACUGAGCAGUGGCGGCAUCAACAGGAACCUGAAGCGGCGGCGCAAAUAA
Molecule: messenger RNA, 2157 nt
Organism: Peronospora farinosa
Lineage: Eukaryota; Oomycota; Peronosporomycetes; Peronosporales; Peronosporaceae
Source: the annotation of a GenBank genome assembly